GUCACUUGCCACGCGUUGGGACAACAUCCAUAUAUGGAAUUAUUUUUCCGCGCCCGUUUCAGAUGGACUGACGCGUCGAGUAGUCCUUCUAACGUACACCUUGCAGCACCAUUGAACUUCAGCAAACAUGGGAAACGCUCCAUCUGGCAUGCCGCCUAGUCAACCUCAGGGACAGGAUAAUAAGGAUAAUAAGGACAAAAAAGCCGAGCCGCCAAAGAAGAAAUGGGAACCGCCUCUGCCGACUCGUGUUGGCAAGAAGAAAAGACGAGGACCAGCCACUGCCUCAAAGCUACCCCCUGUCUUUCCUGCUACACGGUGUAGGCUUCGUCUACUCAAGAUGGACCGCAUUAAAGACUACCUACUCCUGGAAGAGGAAUUCAUUCACAACCAAGAGCGCAUGAAGCCCGAAUCAUCUCGUGAGGAGAAGAAUCAGGAUGAAAGGUCUAAAGUGGACGAUAUUAGAGGGACGCCGAUGAUGGUGGGCACGCUAGAGGAGAUCGUCGAUGAUGACCAUGCUAUCAUCAGUACUGCAAGUGGCCCGGAGUCAUACGUUUCGAUAAUGAGCUUCGUCGACAAGGAUAGGAUUGAGCCUGGGUGCUCAGUCCUACUAAACCACAAGAAUCAGGCGGUAGUCGGCGUGCUGGAGGAUGAUACCGAUCCUCUAGUCAGUGUCAUGAAAUUAGACAAGGCUCCCACAGAAAGCUACGCUGAUAUUGGUGGUCUCGAGAACCAAAUCCAAGAAAUCAAGGAAUCUGUCGAACUCCCGCUAACACAUCCGGAGCUAUAUGAGGAGAUGGGAAUCAAGCCGCCGAAGGGUGUCAUCCUUUACGGGGUCCCCGGAACAGGAAAGACCCUCCUUGCCAAGGCAGUCGCAAAUCAAACGUCCGCAACAUUCUUGCGCGUGGUCGGUUCCGAGCUUAUUCAGAAGUAUCUUGGUGACGGUCCCAAGCUUGUUCGUGAACUCUUCCGUGUAGCCGAAGAACAUGCCCCAAGUAUCGUCUUUAUCGACGAAAUCGACGCCAUAGGUACCAAACGGUAUGAUUCAACAUCAGGUGGCGAACGUGAAAUUCAAAGAACAAUGUUGGAACUACUCAACCAGCUUGAUGGCUUUGAUACUCGUGGCGACGUCAAGGUUAUCAUGGCCACGAAUAAGAUUGAGACGCUAGAUCCCGCACUUAUCCGACCAGGUCGUAUAGACCGAAAGAUUGAAUUCCCACUGCCUGAUGUAAAGACCAAGCGGCAUAUCUUCCGAUUACAUACGUCACGGAUGAGCCUGAACGAUGAUGUUGAUCUGGAGGAGUUCAUCAUGGCCAAGGAUGAUCUUUCUGGUGCUGAUAUCAAGGCUGUUUGCACAGAGGCCGGUAUGUUAGCUUUGCGAGAACGUCGGAUGCGGGUGACGAAAGCAGACUUCACUGCUGCGAGGGAAAAGGUUUUGUACAGGAAGAACGAAGGCACUCCCGAAGGCCUGUAUCUGUAGCUUGUCCUUCUCGAUUAUCAAUAUACAUUUCUCUACACUAUCAUCUGAUUGAAGUACAGCGUUUUUGCAAGGUGACUCUUUUAUCUGUGAAAGCUUCUGUCCACGCCCACGUUUUGAUCUCCCUAUGUGGUCCCUUCUCUAUUUAACUGUAUCAGACAUAGACGAUACUGUCAAUCGGGGUGAGAAGCUGGUCGAACCAGCCUUACACUGAUAUCUCAAAAUUUGCAAUUGGUAGUUUUGGAAACCUACGUUAUAUUCCGUUGACAAUCAUGCUCAAUUGAAAGUGCGCUUCCUCUUUGUAUUCAUCGCUCAUAAUUAUUACAGUGGCUACUAGUGACUACCAAACAUAUACACCGGUUCGUGCCCAUGAUGAGUUUGAUAUAAUCUCU
Suillus fuscotomentosus is the source of this 1866-nucleotide messenger RNA. Its product is annotated as P-loop containing nucleoside triphosphate hydrolase protein. Gene Ontology annotation, molecular function: ATP hydrolysis activity; proteasome-activating activity; ATP binding. The transcript is spliced from 6 exons. The record is from RefSeq and is a predicted model, not a curated record. Gene Ontology annotation, cellular component: proteasome regulatory particle, base subcomplex. Lineage: Eukaryota; Fungi; Basidiomycota; Agaricomycetes; Boletales; Suillaceae. The coding region runs from base 128 to 1477 and encodes 449 amino acids. Gene Ontology annotation, biological process: proteasome-mediated ubiquitin-dependent protein catabolic process.